Molecule: messenger RNA, 1043 nt
Organism: Quercus lobata
Lineage: Eukaryota; Viridiplantae; Streptophyta; Magnoliopsida; Fagales; Fagaceae
Product: 2-hydroxy-6-oxononadienedioate/2-hydroxy-6-oxononatrienedioate hydrolase-like
Exons: 4
Coding region: 1-933 (310 amino acids)
Molecular function (GO): catalytic activity
Source: RefSeq, a predicted model, not a curated record
AUGGUGAACAUUUUUGCAGUGUACAAGCCGUUGUUACGUUGGCUAAUGAAGCUAGUCGGGAUGAGACCCCAAACAGUGGAAAUCGAGCCAGGAACUGUAAUGAAUUUCUGGGUCCCUAAUGAAACUCCAAACAAAUCCAAAAACAGCAAUAAUAAUAAAGCUGUUGUAUUCAUUCAUGGGUUUGCAGCUGAUGGUAUUAUAACGUGGCAGUCCCAAGUGUUAGCUCUAGCAAGAAAGUACAAAGUUUAUGUGCCUGAUUUACUCUUCUUUGGCGGUUCAAUCACUGACAGAUCAGAGCGGUCACUGGAGUUUCAAGCUGAGUGUGUGGCAAAGGGUCUCAAGAAACUAGGUGUGGAGAGGUGCACCUUGGUGGGGUUGAGCUAUGGUGGGAUGGUUGGGUUCAAGAUGGCUGAGUUGUACCCGGACUUGGUUGAGUCUAUAGUGCUCACUUGCUCUGCCAUGGCCUUGACCAAGUCCAUCAGUGAUGCAGCCCUUGAGAGGAUUGGGUUCAAGUCCUGGUCUGAUUAUUUGCUUCCAGAUACUGUCCAAGGUGUGAAAGUACUUUUUGACAUUGCCACCUUCAAGUUGCCUAGAAUCCCUAAUUUCAUUUACAAACAUUAUUUGGAGAUAAUGUUUGACAACAGAGAGCAAAGAGAAGAAUUACUCAAGGCUUUAGUCAUUGAUGAUAAGGACUUUACCAUUCCUCAUCAUCCUCAGCGGGUACAGCUUCUGUGGGGAGAGAACGACAUCAUUUUCAACAUGGAAGUUGUUAACAAUUUGAUGAGGCAAUUGGGAGACAGAGCAACACUGCAAUAUAUAGAGAAAGCAGGUCACCUUGUUGAGGCUGAACGACCAUGCGUCUACAACAAGCAUCUCAAAGAAAUUCUCACCACUUUAUUCGAAAAUGGGCACCAAAAACAACGAAACUUAUAGUUAGUUUGUCCUCCUUCGUAGAAUGCUCCUAUUGGUCAGAGCUAAAUAUAUAUACUUCUAGUAAUUUUUGUUCCUAUUGCAAAUCAAAAUGUUUUCAAACAUUUUGACUA